CAUUUUAAAAUUGUUAACUCGGAGUGUAUACAUAUUAGUUUAUACAAGACAUUGAAUAGAUUUACAAUAGUCUGGUUUUAUACGUAUUUCAUCUAAUAAAUUAAAAUGAAUGCUGUACAAUUUGCUGUUAUUAGAACAUUAAUCCUUGUUUUAUUUUUAACAUCAACUUGCCUUUCAAAUGAACAAUCACAACAAAAAGGUCCUGGAAUAUCGGCGUGUAAUUAUUAUGCUUCAAGCAAUGGAUCAAUAUUACCAGUUAGUAAACUACCACAAGAGUGCACAUCUUUUGUUUGGGACGGGUUGUUUGCAGAUGUUAGGAACAAUGUCCAAUAUGGGUUCGAAGAUGCAUCAAAGGCAAAUGAAGUGGAUCUACUUUUAAAAAGUAGUAAACCCGUGUACGUGUAUUAUGGGUAUACAAAUAUGGAAAUUUGGACUUACGUUCUCGGGUGUGGCGAUUGUGAUGGAUAUAUAGCCAUUCGUGAGUCAAUGAAAGGGUUAAAGGCUUAUAUGAAUGUUCAUCCGGGAAUUAAAGGAUUAAUUCUUUGUCAAUUUGAGCCAGAUGAAAAUUCAAAACCAUUCCCUAAAUAUACCGAAAAACUAAAGACAUACAUUAAUAUAAUGAAGGAAUCAUUUCCGAACUUGGAAGUUGGCAUUGUCUUUUAUGGAAAUACCAUAACAGACUACUAUGCAGAUCCGAAAAUUGAGUGGUUGGACAUCAAAGUUUUAAGAGAAGUAGUGGAUUUCUUUUCAAUUAGUAUACUCAGGUUCAAUAACUGUUCACUUAACUCCAGAAUCAACAGCAUUACUCCAGUAGAUGGAAAUGGAAAAUACACAUUGACUAAACUAAAUCAAGUAUUAAAGAAACAUGGCUUUCCAUCAAGAAAAUUAUAUUUCUCUACUAAUUUAUAUCCCACAAACACGGAAACAAGUUUUAUGCCAUGGAAUACAACAUAUCAACAGAUUUGUACCAAUUCAAGUGCAGCACGUAAUUUAUGUAAAGACAAUACAUUAUCAUUUUACCAAAAAGGACAAUUUUUCAGGAAAAAUGGAUGUGGUUUUAUUGCGGCGUAUGUCGAUUAUGCUGAUCCUCUUGGUAAAUGUGGAUGUGGUCGUCCGUUUGCUCCAUUUUAUGACAUUUUAGAUGGUUUCAAAGGUAUAAAGGCUCCAGAUCCUUGUCCAAGAAUGGACGGUUAAUAGCUUCAAAAUUGAAUUUGUUAAAGAUUUAUUAUAAGUGUAUGUACUAUUCGUUGGUAAUUAAUAUAGAAAUAAAACAUAUUGCUUAUAUUUAAAAAUAAAUAAAAUAUUAACUAUUUAA
Molecule: messenger RNA, 1315 nt
Organism: Sipha flava (yellow sugarcane aphid)
Lineage: Eukaryota; Metazoa; Arthropoda; Insecta; Hemiptera; Aphididae
Exons: 8
Coding region: 106-1194 (362 amino acids)
Source: RefSeq, a predicted model, not a curated record